GGGAGAGGCAGAAUAAACGCGCCUUUCACGCCCGGCAUCCCCACCAGUCCCACGGCUCCCGCGCUCCCGGCCUUGGUCGCUUCUUGCCCUGCUUGCAGGAGGCAAGGCAUGCUGAAAUAAAGAGAAACUUGUUCUGUGGCAGGAAAGGUCAUUUCUUCUGGCCAGGCAUUCCCAUCCUGGGAAGGAGACAGGAAGCAUAUUGCAUUAAAGGUGCGGCUCCUCUCCUGUCCUGUGCUCUCCUCGCCGCGAUGCCGCCGCCGUGUCCCCGCGGGGCCCUGCCCGGGGCCUCCCUCCUCCUCCUCUUCCUCCUCCUGCCGCUGCUCUGCGCGGCGCCCGAUGUUUCAAGGGGAAAUAAGCUUAAACUGAUGCUUCAGAAACGAGAAGCCUCUGCUGCUGCUGAGAAGCCGGAGGUGUCAGUGAAAGAAACGGCAGCCAAGGAGUUCCUGAGCAGCCUGAGACGGCAGCGGCGCCAGCUGUGGGACAGGAGCCAGCCCGACGUGCAGCAGUGGUACCAGCAGUUCCUGUACCUGGGCUUCGAUGAGCAGAAAUUUGAAGAUGACAUCUCCUACUGGACAAACUUGGGGCGUGCUCGCAAUGAGUACUACGGUGGGUACUACCAGCACCACUACGAUGAAGAUGCUCCCAUUGGCCCACGGAACCCACACGCCUUCAGGCACGGUGCAGGCGUCAACUACGACGAUUACUAAUGCCAUGAACCCUACUGCAGCCUGCAGGGCUGCACUGGGCGAGGCUGAGCCCUCCCUCAGUCAGGAUGACCCUGCUUUUUCUUCUGUUCAUGUCAAACAGAAAGAGUAAAGGAACUGCCAGACUUUGAUGAAAGCAACGUGAUUUUUUAAACUAUCAUUACUUAGUAGUACACUAUAUAUAAAAAGUGUUAUAGAAAUAAAGCUUUUUUUAUAAUCAGGUUGCCAUUAUUUAGUAGACUUCAUAACAGCAAGUUUAAUUCCAACUGUAUUAUUACAGAUUCCUUUUUAAAGGGCUUUUUCUCUUGCUGUCCUACAAUCAAUUGCAAAAUUACAUUAUAUCAUCUACUUUGGCAUAUAGAAUACAUAAUAUUAGCCAGUACGUUUAAGAUAUGCCUUCCCAUUCACAUUUCUAUUAACAAAUAAAUCCAAUUAUUCUUGGGAGAAAAGAAAAAAAAGGUUUCCUGUCAAUUGAAGUGCUGCUUUGUUGCCUCCUCUGCCAUUUCCAUACCCACAGUGUGCAGCCCUCCAAGCCCGACAUGGCACUGCUGCAGAUUCUGUUGGGUCAAGGACACAGAUAUUCACAAAAGCUGAAUUCAGUGCAGAUGAGCUUGCCUACCUACAAAGCCUAUGAAAGGAUCCUCCAGGGAACAGGCUCAAGGCAGGAACUUGACUUCAGCAGUAAUUGCUGAGGCAGAGCAUGCAACCUGAGCAGCCCCAGCCCCUCCCAGGCACGAUAACCCAAAGGUUAUCUUUGCUGAAUACUCCCCUUUGUGUCCAUUCCACUUAGCGUCAAGCUUUCAGCCUAGCUCAAAAUAGGGAAUAAAACAACAAAGUAAGCUAUUUAAAAUUAAGUUAGUGUCAGACAGCAUCCAACACAGUCCCCUGACAUCAUAAUUUCCUACUGCAAAAUUCCCUCUACCCCAAUUCAGGCUGAAACAUGCACAUUAAGCUGAGCAUCAAAAUAUAUCAGAGACCAGGCAUCUGUUAGUGAAACACAGUGGAUUAAAGGGGGGUUGUUGGUGGCAUCAUAUGUGUUAAGAAUCCCAAAACACAACCAAUUUUUGUAUCACAGCAACAUCGGCCUGGGAGGGAGAUUUCAGCUGUCAGGGCCUUCAGGAGGAGCUGGGCAAAGGAAAGCACUGCUGGCACUUGACAAAUGGACUGGGAAGGGGCAGGUGAGGAAGGCUGGCUUCUCUGACUUCUGGAACUGAAGAAUCAGGAUAAAGAGAGAUUAAAUGUGUUCUACCAACUGUAGCAGUCAGAGAAGACAGCAUGGAUGCUUUAGCUGUCUCUCAUUAAAGCUUACAAGAAAUUUCCAAAGCAUGGAUGAUGGCAACACCAUUCUUUACACUUCACUACUUUCUUAACUCUGAGUGUAUUUCCUAAUCUUUUGCUUAAAGCCCUUGUUGUGUGAGGGACUGGUGUCUAGGAGAUGCAGCCCAGCACUAUACAGCUCCCUGCAGGAACACUUCCCAGGAGACAGCUCUUUGCUGAGGGAGCCAAACUGAACAUGUUGGUCACUUCUCUGCACACGCAGAUCCACACUGGCCUAACAUGCUUCCCUAGGCUUAAUCUCAGCAGAAUCCUUAAGCCAGUUUAACUGGUUUAAACUGGUGUGUUUCCAGAAUCCUUGCCAGUUUAACUCGUUUAAACUGGUGUGUUUCCUUGGUAGAAGAGCCUUUAUUCCAAAUAGGGAAUAAUCACAUUCUGAGUCAAGCACAGACUUUUUUGCACAGUUGGAAAACACCUAUUCCUAGAAGAAUACUUUCAUUUUGUAUAUUAUCCAAAAAGUGCACUGAAUUUGGCAAUGUUUGAACCAUGCUGGUAAUUUCCAUCAUUUCCCAGAAUUUACAAUUGGGAAUUCAGACCAGCUGAAUAAGGAAGAAUAAAAAAAGUGCUGUAAAU
This is a messenger RNA of Camarhynchus parvulus, 2612 nucleotides long. It is a transcript of the gene ECRG4, whose product is annotated as ECRG4 augurin precursor. The record is from RefSeq and is a predicted model, not a curated record. NCBI's taxonomy places the organism in Eukaryota, Metazoa, Chordata, Aves, Passeriformes, Thraupidae. The transcript is spliced from 5 exons. The coding region runs from base 249 to 707 and encodes 152 amino acids. Gene Ontology annotation, biological process: central nervous system development; regulation of cell population proliferation; anaphase-promoting complex-dependent catabolic process.